GUUUCCUUGCCUGCCUAGAAGAAAACCCUACUCAAAUUCUCUGCCCAGCCAGUUCCAUGUACUAAUAUUGGCACCGACUUCCACUCUUCUCUCAGUGAACUCUCUGGUUCAACAAACAGUAGCCCUAGCCGCAGGCAAGACUCCAUUCCAUCAGCCCAGGGUUGAGCGACUCGUUUGAUUAUUGCAUGCCUGAUUCUUCCAUUUUCUUAGCAGUGCGUAAUAAUUGUGUGCUAGAUCGCUACAACUAUAGUAGGACGGCCCUAGAGUAUUUAUGGAAACCAUCGUUUGCUAAUAUUCAAUCAUUUUUGGAGAGUGAACAAUAGCGGAUAUGCCCGAUAUGGAAUCUCAAAAUUCAACUGUUUAUCGAGGUGAAGAAAUCAAAGUCCUAGCUAAUGAAGCUUUUAAAGCCCGUAAAUAUGCUCAGGCUAUUGAUCUAUACACGCAAGCUAUUGAAUUAAAUAGUCAGAAUGCUGUUUACUGGGCUAAUCGUGCAUUUGCUCAUACUAAAUUGGAGGAGUAUGGCAGUGCAAUACAGGAUGCUUCAAAGGCUAUUGAAAUUGAUCCUAAAUAUUCAAAGGGUUAUUAUAGGCGAGGUGCUGCAUUUCUUGCUAUGGGGAAAUUCAAAGAAGCCCUAAAGGACUUCCAACAGGUCAAGAAACUCUGUCCAAAUGAUCCUGAUGCUGCUAAGAAAUUAAAGGAAUGUGAGAAGGCAGUAAUGAAACUUAAGUUUGAAGAAGCAAUUGCUACACCCGAGUCUGAAAGGCGCUCAGUAGCUGAUGCUAUUGAUUUUCGCUCGAUAGAUGUGGAGCAACAGUAUUCAGGUGCAAGGAUAGAGGGAGAUAAUGUUACUUUGGAUUUUGUCAAGAACAUGUUAGAUGACUUCAAGAACCAAAAGUGUUUGCACAAACGAUAUGCAUUCCAGAUAGUGUUACAAACAAGAGACAUGCUACGAGCUCUGCCUUCUCUGGUUGAUAUAAAUAUCCCUGAUGGGAAGCGUUUCACUGUUUGUGGAGAUGUACAUGGUCAGUUUUAUGAUCUGCUAAACAUAUUUGAGUUGAAUGGUCUUCCCUCUGAAGAGAAUCCAUAUCUGUUUAAUGGCGAUUUUGUGGAUAGGGGAUCAUUUUCUGUGGAGGUCAUCCUCACAUUAUUUGCGUUUAAGUGCAUGUGUCCAUCAGCGAUGUAUCUUUCUAGAGGAAAUCAUGAAAGCAAAAGUAUGAACAAGAUAUAUGGUUUUGAGGGUGAGGUCCGAUCCAAAUUGAAUGAGACAUUUGUGGAACUCUUUGCUGAAGUCUUUUGUUGUCUACCUUUGGCUCAUGUCAUAAAUGAUAAGGUAUUUGUAGUUCAUGGGGGUCUUUUUAGUGUUGAUGGGGUGAAGCUGUCUGACAUUAGAGCCAUUGAUCGCUUUUGUGAGCCCCCUGAGGAAGGGUUGAUGUGUGAAUUGCUAUGGAGUGAUCCACAACCUUUCCCUGGAAGAGGUCCUAGCAAGCGGGGUGUAGGCCUUUCUUUUGGUGCUGAUGUGACCAAAAAAUUUUUGCAGGAAAAUAAUCUAGAUUUGGUUGUGCGAUCUCAUGAAGUAAAGGAUGAAGGUUAUGAGAUCGAGCAUGAUGGUAAACUUAUUACUGUUUUCUCUGCUCCAAAUUAUUGUGAUCAGAUGGGUAAUAAGGGUGCUUUUAUUCGAUUUGAAGCCCCUGAGUUGAAGCCAAAUAUUGUUACAUUCUCAGCAGUGCCUCACCCUGACGUCAAGCCAAUGGCAUAUGCCAACAACUUCCUCCGAAUGUUCUCAUAGUCUUAUACACCUGGAAUGGCCAUUCUUGUAUUAUUUUCUGCAAUAAGAUAAGCUCUGGUGCUAAAUUGCAAGCUGUUUUAGAAGGCAACCAGGGAGGAGGUGGAGCGUGAGCGUUUUGUGAUAUUCUUGGGGAAAUCCUUUUGUUUGACAUUCAGCGCUUGUAAGAAUUUAGAGGAUACGUUUUCCUUUUCCAAUUUUCAUUUGAAUCCUGUUCAGUUGUAGGUGUAAAACAUACUUGGCAUGAAUUUUGGUGCCUUUGUAAAAUGUAUCACUUUUUUCUUUUA
Manihot esculenta (cassava) is the source of this 2070-nucleotide messenger RNA. RefSeq names its product serine/threonine-protein phosphatase 5. The record is from RefSeq and is a predicted model, not a curated record. The transcript has 13 exons. Gene Ontology annotation, cellular component: nucleus; cytosol. Lineage: Eukaryota; Viridiplantae; Streptophyta; Magnoliopsida; Malpighiales; Euphorbiaceae. Bases 329 to 1786 code for a protein of 485 amino acids. Gene Ontology annotation, molecular function: protein serine/threonine phosphatase activity; protein binding.